UCCUGACUCGUGCUCAUCGGGGAAAGUGCUCCGCAGCUAAACCGCUCAUUGCUUUCGGAUCUCGGUGCUUUAAUGACUAUUGGUUUUACAUUUAGUAGUAAACGAAAUUAAAUCAUUUUCGUUACUUGAAUACCGGUAACCAUUGUUAUUGGAUGAGGUUUUUUUCCCCGUUUUUUGCCCCUCGCUGCCUGCCUAGAAAAGUGAGCUAGCUAGACCGUUUAAAUGGAAAUGUCCACAUUCCAGAGUUUUAAAAGGUUAAUCGACGAGAGACUAAGUGCUGCUGCUGAAGAAAUAUUCGGAGUUUUUGAAAAGACUAUAAUAAAGUACGAGGAUGAGAUCGACCGUCAGCGCAGACUGCUGGAGAGCCUUUGGAAACCGGAACUAAAGUUAUACAGGAUAGACCUUCCACAGCAACUUGCCUCUAAGGAGGAUGAGGUUCUUGCUGACCAGCAGCUCUGUAACCUGGAGAGGAACUCCAGUGUGUAUCAAGAGGUCCCAGAACCUCCACUGAUUAAAGAGGAACAGGAGGAACUCUGCACCAGUCAGGAAGGAGAGCUGCUUGUACUGAAGCAGGAGGACAAUACCCUUACACUGAUUCCCACUUACAAGGAAAGUGACCACCAGCUCCUCUCUCACAACUCUCAUGUAGUUGAGAGCCAAGAUCGCAAAGGACUCAAAUGUGGAGUCUUCAUAUCAACUAAAAAAGCAGAGCCAGAGUCAAAGAAGAGACAUCACAAAAGUAAACUUCGCAGUAGCUGUGUAAAUAACUCUAACCUGAGUACCCGCACAGGUAAAAAGGUACACUGUGACAUUUGUGGGAAAGCUUUUAAGUACAAGUCCAAAUUAAAUAUCCACAUGAGAACGCAUACAGGUGAGAAGCCGUAUCCCUGCACCACCUGUGGGAGAAGAUUUAGUGACACGUCAGGAUUGAAACAGCAUAUGGGCGUCCACACAGGUGAGAAACCCUACACUUGUAAAACAUGCGGGAAAGGUUUCCGACAUGGCGGUUACUACAGAAUCCACUUGAGAAUUCAUGCAGGUGAGAAACCAUACCUUUGCAACACCUGUGGUAAGAGAUUUUGUCAUUUGUCAAAUUUUAAAAAGCACACAAGAAUCCACACUGGUGAAAAACCAUAGUCUUGCGUGUGGAAAAGCUUUCACACGUCAUAGUGAAUUGACAGUCCACACUGGAAAAGCCCAUACUGGUGAGAAGCCAUAUCCCUGCAACACCAGUGGGAAACGAUAUGUUGGUGUGUCUCAACUGACAAGGCAUAUAAGAACACACACAGGCAAGUAGCCUUGUAAUUGUGGGAGAUGGUUCAGUUGUAAUGGCUCAUGGCAGGCGAAGCCUCAUGAAGCUUCUCACUGACACUUCUUCAAGAUUGUGUCGCAAAAAGAGUUGAAGCUAUGAAGCUUGGCCAAAAAGAAAUCACAGCGACAUAUAGUGAA
Molecule: messenger RNA, 1449 nt
Organism: Toxotes jaculatrix (banded archerfish)
Lineage: Eukaryota; Metazoa; Chordata; Actinopteri; Toxotidae
Product: zinc finger protein 135-like
Exons: 2
Coding region: 223-1137 (304 amino acids)
Biological process (GO): regulation of transcription by RNA polymerase II
Molecular function (GO): DNA-binding transcription factor activity, RNA polymerase II-specific; RNA polymerase II cis-regulatory region sequence-specific DNA binding
Source: RefSeq, a predicted model, not a curated record